Messenger RNA from Kwoniella shivajii, 627 nucleotides. RefSeq lists its product as uncharacterized. The record is from RefSeq and is a predicted model, not a curated record. Lineage: Eukaryota; Fungi; Basidiomycota; Tremellomycetes; Tremellales; Cryptococcaceae. Bases 1 to 627 code for a protein of 208 amino acids. The transcript has a single exon.
AUGUCAUCCCGCAAUACCACCGCUGUAAACGUUGAUGUUGAACUUACUGAAGACGGCAUUCACGUCCAUCCUCGACUGUCCACGGGGGCAAACGGAGCGCCAGAAUCGAUCACAGUGUAUGAUCAAUCGGAAAACGUCAAUAUGACUUACACGAAACCAACAUGGAGCGAACAUCAUCCUUGGUCAAGUACUAGCUUAAAGGUACUUGGGUUAGCAGGUGUAGCAGCUUCUAUAGGAGCACCAGUCUAUAUGAAACUAAAUUAUGAUGAAAUAUUGUCAGGAGUUGAAUCUACGCGAGAUCAAGCCAUUCAAUUAGCAGUUCGAGAAAGGACUGCAAAUGAGGAAUGGAAGAAAUUAUUCGACAAGACAAAGUCGGAACAUCCCGGUUGGGAAAUCAAUCCUUCUGACGUUUCAGGAUUAAUCACUAAGAGAGAUGAUGGGUAUACUUUAGCUGAUGGAGAUACUCUGGUGAGAGAAACGUUAACAUCUUCAUCUCAAGGCGAAGUUGAGGUAGAGGUAGAAUAUGGAAGGGAAAGAUCAGAGAAUGAUGACACAGUUGAUACUGUACGAACUGACAAAGAUACUCAAUCUGGAGAUACCAAAGUACCUAGAUCGUUCGUAGCUUAA